GCCCUUAGCUGGUGUCGUGCAGAAGGGGAGGCGUAGAACAGCGUUACGUCACUAGGGAGUUAUCACCAACAGACGUGAAUCUCCCCAUCCACAUGUCUCUGCGCCUUUAAAUAUCAGAGAGAGAGCGCAGAUGGGUUUGGAUGGAAGCACUGCAGACGUAAUUGUCGGUGAUAAAAGCAUGCAAUCAGAGGACGAAUUUAAGAAAAAGCGAAUUUGUUGAUUUGGAGCACUUGUAAUAUGAGAUUUGAAGACUAAAAUCGCCAAUAUAUAUAUAUAUAUAUAUAUUUUUCAGUACUGUCACAGCACCGGUUAUUACCAAAUCUUUCAGAAGAAUCAUCAUGCCUGAGCAAAGCAACGACUACCGAGUGGUGGUGUUUGGAGCCGGAGGAGUGGGCAAGAGUUCCUUGGUUCUGAGGUUCGUGAAAGGGACCUUCAGGGAAAGCUACAUCCCUACGGUUGAGGAUACCUACAGGCAGGUGAUCAGCUGCGAUAAGAGCAUCUGCACCUUGCAGAUCACAGACACCACUGGAAGCCACCAGUUCCCAGCCAUGCAGCGCCUGUCCAUCUCCAAGGGCCAUGCAUUCAUUCUGGUCUUCUCCAUCACCAGCAGGCAGUCCCUGGAAGAGCUAAAGCCAAUAUUUGAACAAGUCUGCCAAAUCAAAGGGGACGUGGAGAGCAUCCCUAUCAUGCUGGUUGGGAACAAGUGUGAUGAGACUCAGAACCGUGAAGUGGAGACUAGUGAUGGAGAGGCCAUGGCCAAGAAGUGGAAAUGUGCCUUCAUGGAGACCUCGGCCAAGACCAACCACAACGUCAAGGAGCUGUUCCAAGAGCUGCUUAACCUGGAAAAACGCAGGACUGUCAGUCUCCAGAUUGACGGGAAGAAGAACAAGCAGCAGAAGAGGAAAGAGAAGCUUAAGGGCAAAUGUGUGGUCAUGUGAAGCUUGUAGAUAAACAAACCUCUGUGGAUUUCACAUAACUGAACUUUAUUACCAUGAUGACCUGAUGAUGAUGACCACCACCACCACCAACAACAAUAACAAAAGUACUUGUAAAUCAAGCUAAAAGGAGACGGGAGCUGUGUUGCUCAACCUAUGUAUAACCUUAUUUAAUUUAAUGCAGGACAAAAAUAAGCACCAGUUCCUCUGCCUCUGCACAGAAAGGCUUUGCAUUAAUCGAUACUGUUAAGUGCAACAGAGGGAAAAAUAAACUCACGGGCAAGUUUGCCAUAAUGCAAAAGAUCAGAUUACAACAGCAGCCACCCUGCCCCAAACACACUUUUGUUUGAUCGUAUGAACCAGUUAUAUCAAAGGGGGUGUAGAAGUCAUCCAUCCAUCUGUAAAUAAUGUAACACCUGCCACUUAUGACUGAGGAGUAGAUGAGAUGUUUGAGAAACUGAACAGAGCAACCCUGUUUCUAGAACUGUUUGACGGAACAGAACGAAACGUAGGACAUCUUAGAUUUAAAACCCCUUUUACGUCGUUUUCAGUAAUACUGUGGUAGGUUAUAAUAGCAAUACUUGUGAAGGGCUGGUGAGCUAAGCAUCUGUUUGGAAAGGUGUAAAUAACUGGUCAUACAGGAGGAUUUCAGAACUUUGUUUUGAAAAUGUUUUUGGAUUGUUUUUAUCCUCCCCCAAAUAUAUAUUUUGUACAGCUGCAUAACAUUAAAUAGUAUUCAUAUUUUUUUUGUGAAACUACUAGAAAAUUGUGAGCAACCACCCUACUGAUGCUUAUACAAAAGUGCCCAAAAUGCAGAGGCACUGAUGCUUUAUACAAUGUCAUAUGUGAAUGUUGCUGUAAAUUUGCAGCUUUUACAUAAAGUGAAUGAAGAUAAAAAUACAAGCACAUAUAUUUGUUUAUUUUCAUGUAUAUAUAUAUAUAAUGACAGUACAGAUUAACAUUUGCAACAAAUUGCAUCUAAAUGCAAUGCUAGAAAAGCCCAAUAGUUAAUUUUGCUAAUGAUAGACGGGGACUAUGACUAAAACAGAGCUGUAGUUUCUGUGAAUAAGGAACCACAGCCAUAAGCAGGCAAUAACAACAAGGAAGCUUUGGUAGAAAUUAAACUAACAAAAGUGCUGUCACAGGCUUAUUUUUGACUCAAACUUUGGUAUAUAAAAUGAUGGUAGUUAUCAAACAGAGCAGUUUAAGACAGCGGUAAGUGAUAAGAAGCAUUUGCUGAUGUUUAGUCCAUCAGUAUGCUUUUUCCUGAUGCUUCAGGGAAUGGAGUUCUCGAUUUAACAGCAAUAGUACAUAGAUUAGCUAUUUUAUUUUUAGUGAUUUUAUACACGCAUUUCCUGAAUAGUUAAUGUAUGAGUUGCCGGGAGUGUCUGUAUAGCUCUUUUGUUUGUAUUGUUUUCUAGUCAGCUGCCAACGUCAAUAUAUUUCUGUGAAUUCUGACUACCAGUAAGGGUACCAGGUAUAUGCUUUUACUGAAACAACAGCAUUAAAGUUGGUGAAGCUGCGUCGCAUUUCUCCUUCCAUGUAUUUAAGGCAUUUCUUAAUAGCUCUGUAAAGCAAAAUAGUAAAGUAAUAGAAAAAUGAAUUAUUUAUGCUGAAGAAAUGAAAAGGGAUUUGCCAUUUUCAUAGAUUGAGGGGAAUAGCACACCAGUGUAUAUAUUUUUAUUGUAUGCAAGACCCUGUUUAUUCAACAGCUACACAAUUCUACUGCUAAUUUGUAUGGUUGCAUUGGGUAUCUUUGUAAUGUCACUUUCAAACAAAAAUAAAUACUAAUAUAAUGUAUGUGCAACAAUGUGAAACAGUUAAUGCUUUUUAAAUUAUAUAACGCAACCCAAUUUUAUUUUUUUAAUGUAUGUAGGGUUCAUUUAGGACAUUUAUUCUCCAGGAGAAAAAAUUAAGAAAUUUAUAUGGACUGGGAAAGUGCUCAAAAGCAUGAUUUCUACAGUUAUUAUUAUUAUUAUUAUUAUUAUUAUUAUUAUUAUUAUUAUUAUUAUUAUGUAUUUUCUUUUUUAUAAAGGAUAUGCAUUGGUUUUAAAAGCUGAAAUGGUGUUAUUUAUCUGAGUUCUAAGGUUUUAUUUAUAUGCCUGUAUAUAAUUCAUGUGUGCCUACAAGUUUCUAUAUAUUUUCCAGUUAUAUCUUGUAUGUAUCAUGCCACUGAAAUAAAUUAAGUUAUGCAUUUAAUAAA
Messenger RNA from Acipenser ruthenus (sterlet), 3138 nucleotides. Its product is annotated as GTP-binding protein Di-Ras2. The transcript is spliced from 2 exons. NCBI's taxonomy places the organism in Eukaryota, Metazoa, Chordata, Actinopteri, Acipenseriformes, Acipenseridae. Bases 339 to 938 code for a protein of 199 amino acids. Gene Ontology annotation, cellular component: plasma membrane. Gene Ontology annotation, molecular function: GDP binding; GTPase activity; GTP binding. Gene Ontology annotation, biological process: signal transduction. The record is from RefSeq and is a predicted model, not a curated record.